Messenger RNA from Pistacia vera, 1048 nucleotides. Its product is annotated as peroxidase 60-like. Gene Ontology annotation, cellular component: plasmodesma; plant-type cell wall. Gene Ontology annotation, molecular function: peroxidase activity; heme binding. Bases 1 to 978 code for a protein of 325 amino acids. Lineage: Eukaryota; Viridiplantae; Streptophyta; Magnoliopsida; Sapindales; Anacardiaceae. The transcript is spliced from 4 exons. The record is from RefSeq and is a predicted model, not a curated record. Gene Ontology annotation, biological process: response to oxidative stress; hydrogen peroxide catabolic process.
AUGUCAACAGUAGCUGCAUUUGCUCUAGCCCUUGGCCUCAUUUUUGUCAACCUUACAGGGCAUUGCGAUGGCGCACUUCAGGUCGGGUUUUAUAGAGGAAAGUGUGGAUUGUUAGAUGUUGAGUCUAUUGUUAGAGCCGUUGUUACCGUAAAGUUUUUGAAAGACAGAACUAUUGCACCAGCUCUCAUUCGGAUGCAAUUUCAUGACUGCUUUGUCAAUGGAUGCGAUGCAUCGAUUCUCCUGGAUGGAAACUCCACUGAGAAAACUGCAGGUCCGAAUUUAAGUGUAAGGGGUUACGAAGUUAUUGAUGCAGUAAAGGAUGCUGUCGAGAAAUUUUGCCCUGGAGUCGUCUCUUGUGCUGAUAUCAUUGCCAUAGCAACCAGGGAUGUUGUUUACUUGAGUGGAGGAGGGAAAUACAGUGUGGAAACAGGAAGAAGAGAUGGUUUUGUAUCUCUUGCCAAAAACGUAAAACUCCCAGGUCCUACUAUUACAGUUUCUCAAUCCAUAGCAGUAUUUGCUGAGAAAGGACUCGAUGCAACAGACAUGGUUUACCUUCUUGGUGGUCAUACAAUUGGAGUAGCACAUUGCAAUCUCUUCCAGGCUCGUCUGUACAAUUACAAAAACACUGGAAAACCUGACCCUUCCAUGGAUUUAUCAUUACUUGAAACUCUGAAAAAGAUGUGUCCCCAGAAUUCAACUGGUUUUAACACCGUUAAUCUUGACCAGAAUCCAAAAAGUGCUUCCAUAGUUGACAACUCUUUCCACAAGCAAAUUAAAAUGCACAGAGGGGUUCUCCAAAUUGACCAGGAUCUAGCUUUGGAUUCUUUAACCAAAGCCACUGUGGACAAGGUAGCAAAUGGGUUUGAUUUUUCAACUAAAUUUGGUCGGGCCAUGGUUAAGAUGGGAGCAAUUCAAGUUCUUACUGGCAAGCAAGGGGAGAUCAGGAAGUCCUGUCGAGCCGUCAAUAGACGCUUCUAAUUGAAGGGAGAGAAAUUCUACACAAUUUAAACAUUUUUCUUUUCUUUUUUCUAUUGACAAUUGUUCUGAU